AUGGGCGGGGCGUCGGUGACCUCAGGGUGGGGAGGCGACACGGGGAGGCGCAAGGAGGAUGGGGACAUCAGUGACCGAGAGGGAGCUCUCGCUGUCAUCAUAGCGUCGUAUCAAGCUCCCCCUGUCAUCAUAGCGUCGUAUCAAGCUCCCCCUGUCAUCAUAGCGUCGUAUCAAGCUCUCCCUGCCAUCAUAGCGUCGUAUCAAGCUCCCCCUGCCAUCAUAGCGUCGUAUCAAGCUCUCCCUGUCAUCAUAGCGUCGUAUCAAGCUCUCCCUGUCAUCAUAGCGUCGUAUCAAGCUCUCCCUGUCAUCAUAGCGUCGUAUCAAGCUCUCCCUGUCAUCAUAGCGUCGUAUCAAGCUCUCCCUGUCACCAUAGUGUCGUAUCAAGCUCUCCCUGCCAUCAUAGCGUCGUAUCAAGCUCUCCCUGCCAUCAUAGCGUCGUAUCAAGCUCUCCCUACCAACCGGGCGUCGUAUCAAACUCUCCCUACCAUCAGGGCGUCGUAUCAAGCUCUCCCUACCAUCGGAACGUCGUUUUAUGCUCCCCCUACCACCAGAGCGUCGUGUUAUGCUCUCCUUAUCACAACGUGGUGA
Haliotis rufescens (red abalone) is the source of this 588-nucleotide messenger RNA. RefSeq names its product adhesive plaque matrix protein-like. Lineage: Eukaryota; Metazoa; Mollusca; Gastropoda; Lepetellida; Haliotidae. The coding region runs from base 1 to 588 and encodes 195 amino acids. The record is from RefSeq and is a predicted model, not a curated record. The transcript is spliced from 2 exons.